Arabidopsis thaliana (thale cress) is the source of this 1292-nucleotide messenger RNA. Its product is annotated as Ribosomal protein L35Ae family protein. NCBI's taxonomy places the organism in Eukaryota, Viridiplantae, Streptophyta, Magnoliopsida, Brassicales, Brassicaceae. Gene Ontology annotation, biological process: translation. The record is from RefSeq and is marked reviewed. The transcript is spliced from 5 exons. Bases 116 to 451 code for a protein of 111 amino acids. Gene Ontology annotation, cellular component: ribosome. Gene Ontology annotation, molecular function: structural constituent of ribosome; mRNA binding.
AUGAAUCCAUAUAAAGUCUUGACCUAAUAGCGAAAACUAGGGUUUUUCUCUGUGAAUUCGCUCGGCGGCAUAAAAGAGAGUAAGAAGAGGAAGACGAGAGUUACAAGGAUUGAAAAUGAAGGGACGUCAAGGAGAGAGAGUUAGAUUGUAUGUUCGUGGAACAGUCCUCGGCUACAAGAGGUCCAAGUCGAACCAAUAUCCCAACACUUCUCUCAUCCAGAUUGAAGGUGUGAACACUCAAGAGGAGGUCAAUUGGUACAAGGGUAAGCGUUUGGCUUACAUCUACAAGGCAAAGACAAAGAAGAACGGUUCUCACUACCGUUGCAUUUGGGGCAAAGUCACUAGGCCUCAUGGUAACAGCGGUGUUGUCCGUUCUAAGUUCACUUCAAACCUACCACCCAAGUCAAUGGGAGCUAGAGUCAGAGUCUUCAUGUACCCUAGCAACAUAUGAGGUAACAACAAACUCAUUUCAGUUUUACUUUUGAUCCAAUAGUCCCGUUUAUUGCAUUCAUUUCAGUAGAAUUGAACAACACUGAUUCUGUAACUUGAUAUUUAAGAUUAGUUGUUUCAUUUUGCUUCUCUAAUGGAGAAACCAUGUCAACAAGGCUAUAUCUAUUUGAAAGGAGGAUAGAUUUCAAGAAGUAUCGGAAGGAAUCGCCAUUAUCAUUUCUCAGGAGCUGUAGUUUAUCUAUUCACUUUUGUUCUAAACUCUCUGUUGGUUUUGAUUUUAUCUUUAGACGAAGUAAAACAUUUUUCUUCUUGAGAUAAUAUUAAUGGAACUUCAGAAAACCUAUGAUCCCAGUCAUUUCCUUAUUUAUUGGGUGGAUAGGCAUUUGGAGUUGCAAGUAGCUUCUCACUUAUUUUUUCCACUUUGAUAGAUUCGUGCUCCUUUUGUUUCUCUAUUUUUUCUCUUUUGGCUUCUGCAAUUUUCUCAAUUUCAGCAAGGCAAUAUCAAAAUGUGAAUUCUAACAAGAACAAGUAAAAGAGAUAUCGAGAUGCUUUAGUAUAAUGGGGCAGAUCUAGAAAGUGACUUAAUAAUGGAAAGUGAUGGCUUCAACCGCCUCAGCUCCAAACGUCUCUUCCGCUCUAAAUCAAAAGCUCCCGUCUCCAGAUCUGAGCCUUCUUCCUUCAGCUCAAAUGCUUCUUCCUCUUCCUCCAUCAAUGGUUUUGGUUUUAGUUGUUGAUUGCGAGGGGAGCGACCAGAAGAUUUGAAACCGAAAGAUCUCAUGAAACUCUAAAAAGUAAUGACCUUCUAGCUUAUGCUAUGACUCUUAUCAAUUUCUUCUUUUUUG